CCCAGUUCCUAGGAAAAUCCAGCCUCACUGUCCUGUUUCCUAGACCGACCGAGCCAUGGCGCUCCUCACGGUGCAUUCCGCUGGCGCUGGCGAGGCACCCUGGAAGGCCCUGUCUGCGGAGUGAGGAGACGGAGGUUACAGGCAGCCAGAGCUGGAGAAGCAGUACUCGCCCAGCAGAUGGGUCGUCCGCAUGGAAGCAGACAAAGUCGUCGGGACCUUCGUGCAGAUAGGAAGCCAGGCCACCCAGAAGGCCCGGACCACCAGGAGGAACCAGCUGGAUGUCCCCUAUGGAGAUGGCGAAGGGGAGAGGAUGGAUAUCUACUUUCCUGAUGAGGAUUCUGAGGCUUUCCCGCUCUUCCUGUUCAUUCAUGGAGGAUACUGGCAGAGUGGAAGCAAAGAUGACUCAGCCUUCAUGGUGAACCCGCUGACCGCACAGGGCAUGGUUGUGGUGAUAGUGGCCUACGACAUUGCACCCAAAGGCACGCUGGACCUGAUGGUAGAGCAGGUGGCUCGCAGCGUGGUGUUUCUGCAGAGGCGGUAUCCAAGCAAUCAGGGAAUCUACCUCUGUGGACACUCUGCAGGAGCUCAUUUGGCUGCCAUGAUGCUCCUGGCCAGUUGGACCAAGCAUGGUGUCACACCCAACCUCCAAGGCUUUCUCCUGGUGAGUGGGAUCUAUGAUCUAGAGCCCCUCAUAUCUACGUCCCAGAAUGCUCCACUGCACAUGACUCUGGAAGAUGCUCAGAGGAACAGUCCACAGCUACGCUUGGAGGUGGCUCCUGCAUGGCCUGUGGGGCCAGCCUGCCCUGUGCUGGUGCUUGUGGCUCAGCACGACUCUCCAGAAUUCCACCGACAGUCCAGGGAGUUCUGUGAGACACUGCGCCGAGUCGGAUGCGAGGCCUCCUUCCAGCAGCUGCCUGGUGUGGAUCACUUUGACAUCAUAGAGAAUCUGACGAGGGAGGAUGACGUGCUCACCCAGAUCAUUUUGAAAACAAUGUUCCAGGCGCUGUGAGCACACCUCCCUGUGUGCACCUCAAAGAGCCUCCAGGGAAGAGGUGAUCUUCUACCCAACACUGGCUUGUCUGUCCACCUGGCACCUUCUCCUUGCUGUGUCAACCUCCAUGUCAUCCUCAUCCCCACCCGGAUGGAGCUCCAGGGAAAGCCCACAGAUUGGGACUGGGAGAUGCACAGAGCCACCACCCGGCCACGUCGGCCCCACGGCCUGGGCAUGACAAUCAGCUGGCUUGCUUUCUGAGCCAGUUAGCAGCAUCAGGGUGGACUGGCUGGGGCCUGGGCUGCAGCUCCUCCUACAAAAGAGGGUGGGUUUGGCAGAAGGAAUGAAGAAAGACAAACAGACCAACCAAGCACGGGGCAGGGAGGGGAGAUGUAGCAUAAUGGUGGAAUGCUUGCAAACAUGCAUAGGAUCCUGGGUUCAAUCCCCGCUAUUAACAAGGAAAAAAAUAAAAGAAAGAGAAAAGGA
Molecule: messenger RNA, 1477 nt
Organism: Meriones unguiculatus (Mongolian gerbil)
Lineage: Eukaryota; Metazoa; Chordata; Mammalia; Rodentia; Muridae
Gene: Afmid
Product: arylformamidase
Exons: 12
Coding region: 191-1009 (272 amino acids)
Molecular function (GO): arylformamidase activity
Source: RefSeq, a predicted model, not a curated record